This is a messenger RNA of Cynoglossus semilaevis (tongue sole), 1899 nucleotides long. RefSeq names its product doublesex and mab-3 related transcription factor 2a (gene dmrt2a). Gene Ontology annotation, molecular function: DNA-binding transcription factor activity, RNA polymerase II-specific; RNA polymerase II cis-regulatory region sequence-specific DNA binding. Gene Ontology annotation, cellular component: nucleus. NCBI's taxonomy places the organism in Eukaryota, Metazoa, Chordata, Actinopteri, Pleuronectiformes, Cynoglossidae. The record is from RefSeq and is a predicted model, not a curated record. Gene Ontology annotation, biological process: sex differentiation; regulation of transcription by RNA polymerase II.
CAUAGGAGUGAAGCUGAGCAGAGGGAGCAGCAGAAGAAACCUGGAUCUGACAUCGAUACAGACACUGACAGAGGUCAAGUAAAGAGAGUUAAUCUGUGCAACUAACAGAUUUAUCAAGAAGGAAAAACUUCAACUGGAGUCUGGACAGAGGAAUUGUUCAGUUUCUCUUCGCUGCUUCAAAGCCGAGACAGGCGAAAACAAUUGUACAACAGCAUCCACAGCCGGCUCAGCACUGUGGUCUGGGGGCAGUCAUGGCAGGAAACACCGGUUGCGAGUUUGAAAUCGACGUGGAGAGUCUCGCUGAUAGCGACUCCUACAGUCGGCCGGACUCGGUUCCGCUCGGCGCUGCCGCCUCAGAGGACGAGGGUGACGAGCACAAGGGCGACGACAAGCCCGCUUCCGGAGGCCUGUGUCCCGGGGACCAGAGGAAGCGGAGCCGGACCCCGAAGUGCGCCCGCUGCCGCAACCACGGGGUGGUGUCAUGCCUGAAGGGCCACAAGCGCUUCUGCCGCUGGAGGGACUGUCAGUGCGCCAACUGCCUGCUGGUGGUGGAGAGGCAGCGGGUGAUGGCGGCGCAGGUGGCGCUGAGGAGGCAACAAGCUACCGAGGAUAAGAAGGGAAUAUCAGGUAAACAGAUUCCAGCAGAGAGGAGAACGAUAUAUCAGAGACACAUCCGUCCGUCCACCAUGCUGGCCAAGAGCAUCCUGGAAGGAUAUCGCCCGGUCCAGUCUGAUCCAUUCCUGGCCGCCAACCCAUCUCUCCCGCCACCUCUGAGCGACCGCAUGAGGAAGAGGAGAGCCUUCGCCGACAAGGAGCUGGAGACCAUCAUGUUAGAGCGGGAGUACAAGGAACGGGAGCUGAUGGAGAACAGCCAGACGGCCACGGCUUCCCUCAUCUUCCCCAACAGCAUGGUCCACCACGCGGCCGAGUACAACUCCUACAAGACGGGCUACUCGCCCGCAGCUCAGGUGGAGCCGCAGCCCAAAGAGCUGUGCGGCUUCAUCGGGCCCAACUGCCUGGACCUGUCCAUGCAGUAUCCAGCCGGCUCGGCCAACGUGGAGCUCAUCUCCUCCAACGUCAGCGUGGCUACCACGCACCGCCACUACCCGCCGCAGCCGCACCUCCCCCUGAUGUGGCCCCGCGGUGCAGCCAACCUGGGUGACGCCCUGCUGUAUCAGCAGUGUCUGUUCAACGCCACGGCCGUGCAGAACAUGAAGCCUGGAGCUGUGUGGGAGCCCAAAGUCAUGCCCGUGGAGAGCCAGCUCCCAGAGCAGGAGGCUGUGGCUGCCCUGACGGCGAAACUGGAAGGCUCCCGGGCUGCCGGGCUGCAGGACUCAUCCCAGCAGCCUGACCCUAAAACCCUCGCCCACGGGGGGCAGAGGGAGUGCUCCGCGUUCUCUCCUCCGAAGAGAAGCUUCGGACAACCCUUCCCCACCAACGCUAAUUCCCCAAACUCCAUCCACGUCUUGAACAAAUUUAACAAGGACAGUGCUAAGCUUUCCAUGAAACUCAACUCCUUUCAGUCCCGGGCAGAGCUCAGGCCUCCGCACUGCAAAGAGCUCAUAGAGGAGGCAGCACGCAAGUUCAGGGAAGGUUCCAUCAAAGACGUCCAGGCGGUGAAAAUAACCGACAGGUACGCCAAAGACUUUCUGACCAAACCCGUGGGGACCAAGAUGGCCUCCAGCGAGUCUCUGUCCUUCUCUGUGGAGGCUAUACUGAAAAGACCUGCUCCUGCCAUGAGUCGAGCAUUCCAUUAGUUUCAGUGUCCGUUCUGUUCUUGCACUGCUAACUGGCAGGUCGGUCUCAGACACAGGACUUUGUUGUUUCAGGUUUUCGGGGUCAAACAAAGACUUAAAGACACAGGCACUGCAUCCAAAAAUAGAAAAGCUGGAAUUUUUU